Molecule: messenger RNA, 3869 nt
Organism: Entelurus aequoreus (snake pipefish)
Lineage: Eukaryota; Metazoa; Chordata; Actinopteri; Syngnathiformes; Syngnathidae
Gene: cass4
Product: Cas scaffold protein family member 4
Exons: 4
Coding region: 133-2220 (695 amino acids)
Biological process (GO): cell migration; cell surface receptor protein tyrosine kinase signaling pathway
Cellular component (GO): cytoplasm; plasma membrane
Molecular function (GO): protein binding
Source: RefSeq, a predicted model, not a curated record
GUACUUUCCCCGCCCUCCGGUAGAACAGUCGACCACUUGAGUGACAGCUCAGACGACGUUGAUUACAUUCAACUUUUCACAUCCCUGCUGUGGACACACUUGGAUGUCAGCGCUGGACAACUACACACAAACAUGAUCAAAUUUGCCAAGGCUCUUUAUGACAACACAGCAGAGUGUGCUGAUGAGCUGGCCUUCAGAAAAGGAGACGUCCUAUCAGUGACAAAUCAAAACCUCGCAGGCACCAGUGGGUGGUGGAUGUGUUCUUUGCAUGGCCGGCAGGGUCUCGCCCCGGCAAACAGACUGCAGCUCAUUGAAAGCUCUGUAAGCCAUCGCACAGAGAAAAGGAAAAGUGAAACCAAUGACAGCGUGCCAAACAUCUACCAGAUCCCAAGUCUGCCUAAAAACGGACAUAAGAACGCGGUCUACAAGACCCCGACCACUUACUUGUCAGCUUCAGUGACGUCUAACCAUGUGGUGCUGAAGCAAAAUACGGAAGACAUGAAGGUGUAUAAAUCACCAGCAUCCAUGCAUCGAGGCCCUAGCUGUGACAUCCCUGCGUCUUCAGUCCCUGGUGGCCAACAUGAAGAGGUCAGCGGGUACAGCACUUUACCCAAUUGCUGCAAGUCUGGUUGGAUCUAUGAUAUACCAGUGGGUACUGACAAGCAAGACAGAGUCCAAAACAACAAUAAUACACUUCCUUCCAAAUGUGUUGGCAGCCACCUGUACGACACGCUUCCUUUGCAAGCUAGUCCAAACAGAACACUGCCACCAAAUGCUUUGCUUUACGAUAUACCAAAACCCUGUUUUCUUGGCUACCCGAGUCCACCCAAUUUACUGCCAAGAGUCCCGAUUUACGACAUGCCUCCAACGCAAAGGCUCACGGAAAACUUUGCACCGAAAGAAGAUUUGCUUAGCCAAGUUCUCAGCGAUCCUGUUAGUGACCAUUUACCUUUGGAGUGCCGGAGUGACCCAAGCACUGGUCAUAACCUCUUCAGGGUAAAGAACUUUCUGAGGUGUAGAUCUCAGGGAAGUGUAGAGUUGCUGUUGCAGGGAGACGCAAAAAGCAGUGGAAGCGUAUCUUCCUCUGCAGACCAGAGUCAAAGAAUCAGCACCGCGUCCAGCUCCUCAAGCAGUUCUUGUGACUCUCUUGCUCUGAGCUCAUCUCCUCAGGAGGCUUUGAGAGAAGUGACGCUCGGACAAGACGAGGCCUGUCGCAGAUUACUGGACCUGCAGCAGUCCGUUUGCCAGGCUGUUCCCAAGCUCAUGGAGUUUGUCAGCAGCCGGUGGAGGAACAAAGAACAUCUGGAGAAACACCUGAAGGAGAUUCAAGUUGCGGCAGAAGGUAUUGCAUGUUCCGUGACAUGCUUUCUACAUUUUGCCGCUGACAUUAAGGGAAAUGCGCGACAUUUGACCGAUGCCAACCUUCAAAAGAGACUGUGUAAACAACUGUCAGUUGUUGAGGAUUCAGCAUUGAUCUUACAACAAACGCUGAGUGGGUUAAACUUGGCCGGCUGGCCCCUUGACUCCCUGUGUCAGGAUCCGGGCAAAGUCCUGACGCUUGAUCAACUGGAGCGCUUUGUCAUGGUGGCCCGCACGGUGCCAGAGGAUGUCCGGCGCCUGGUGUCCAUUGUCAUCGCCAACGGCAAGCUGCUGUUCAAAGUCCCUUCAGAUCCAGUCGUUGUUAAAAACACAAAUCAAAGUGAAGCAAAGACAAUUCGAGGUGGGAGUCAGUGGCUGGGAGACUUGGUGGAGGAUGACAACGACAAUGUGAAGGAACAGAGCGAAAGCAGACGACAGUCCUUCCAAUCUUGUCCCGUGAAUCUGGAAGAGCGUCGAGCAUCUUCCAUGCCCGAGCAUUGCCGCCUCUACUUUGGCGCUCUUCAAAAGGCGCUGGGGGUCUUUCUGGGAAGCCUUGAGGCCGGGCAGCCACCAGAAACGUUCAUCUCGCAAAGCAAACUGGUGAUUAUGGUGGGUCAGAGGCUGGUGGACACCCUGUGCAAGGAGGCACACAGCGGGGGGUCGAGUCACAGCCUCCUGGGUAAGAGCAACCACCUAUGUGCUCUUCUCAAGCAGCUGGCCGUUGGCACCAAGAGGGCGGCCUUAGACUUCCCCGAUCAACAAGCUCUCGCCGAGCUUCAACAGUUUGCACAGGAGCUUUCUCACAGGACACAGUACUUUAGAUUAGAAUACACUAAUGCAGACAGACUGGACAACGACUGACUUUUCACUUUGAAACAUUGUAGGAGGAAUCGACUAACACAAUAUUUUUUUUAAAAUGAAACAUGAUCUAACCGCUCUUGUGUAGAUCAAGAUAUGCUAAACUAGGGCAUGGGGACACCAAACACCAUACAGCAGGGGUGUCCAAACUUUUUCCACUGAGGGCCGCACACUGAAAAAUCAAAGCAAGCGGGGGUCAUUGUGGUGUUUUUUAUUUUAAAAACCAAUAGAAUAUAUGUAUAAAAAAUAUACAUUUAGGCCUCCACUCAGGCUUGGUCCCGGGGACCCCAAAGGGUUUUGGUCAAAAAAAUAUUUAAAAUGUGUCAUUAUUCAACAUUAAUAUUAUUAUUCAAGGCUUAAAUCUCUAGAUCAACAUUAGGUCUAUCUGUCAAUAUAAAGUUUUUAAAGAUUUAAUUAAAAAAAAAAAAAGAUUUAAGCUCUUUCUGUCAACGGAAACCCUUUUUUUUUUUAUGGAAAAAACACAAAAUAUGCAAUAUUUUCACCCAUUAAAAUUUUUAAGUGGAAUAUUUGAGAUUAUAUAAUAAUUGGAGCCUUAAAAAGGUCAAUAAAUCAUAACAACGUUGAUUUUAAUUGAUUAAUUUUUGAGCAAUGACACUACUUUUAACGCAAUAAUCUCGAGAUCAACUUCAGAUCUAUCAGUCAAUUAUAAGUUUUAUUGUUGUUUGUUUUUUGUUUGUUUGUUUUAGGCCUGUCUUUAAAAAAGAAAAAAUGUAUGGCAAACACAAAAUAUGCAACAUUUUACCCAAAAAAUAUCUCAAAGUGGAAUAUUUCAUGUGACGUAAUUGGAGCCUUGAAUAGGUCAAUAAUUCACAAUGACAUUGAUUUUGAUUCUUUUUUUUUUUUAAAGAAAGAAACAGCCUGCAUGGCAUUUUUGUGUUAUUAGAGUCAACGUUGCAACAAUUUCUUGUUAAAUUUCACCUCUUUGUUUUUUAUUUUUUUAAUCGUAUUUUUAGAAUUUGCCGUGGGGCCGUUAAAAAGUUCCCUGCGGGCUGCACUUAGGACAUCCUUGCCAUACAGUUUUGCCAUAAGGACCAUUUUUAAGUGAAGCUUUAAAUGCAAGUUUAACGGGUCAUAUUAUGAUUUUUUUUCAUUUGAAAUGCAUUCCUUUAUGAUCACCUUAUUUUUAAAUGUUACAUGACAAUUUUCUAUAAUUUUUUUUGUCGUUAGCAUCAACAUUUAAACUUUUUAAUGUUCCCCACCCCUUUUUAAUUAUUCCUAUUGUUUAGUAUGUGUUUUUAUCAUUUUCUGUGGGCCAGUAAAUGCAAAAAGUCCCACUUUGGACACUCCUGACUUACACAGGUAGAUGAAAUACAACAAUUGUGCCUUUAACAAUUAUAAUAUACAGUUAUAAAAUACAAAUAUUGUCAUAGUUUGGAGAAGUAUUCAUUAGUGCAUUUAAUUGUUGCCGUUGGUUUGUCUGCUAUAGUUAAUUAGUUAUCAAAAUAACUGAAAAAGUUAUUACCGGAUUUUUAUGAAACUUUCAGUAAAGUACUUCGAUUUUGGGGUUGAUCCCGAUCGUUUUUACAUUACCUUAUUGUUACCUCUGUGUGUGUGUAUAUGCUUGUUUGCUCUCUCCAAGUGCUUCUAUAUAGUUUAUAUAUACAAAACCAGUGAAGUUGGCACGUUGUGUA